AUGGAGCACCUCCAGCGGACGGGACUCGUGGACCAGGCGACGAGUCCGCACAAGAGGGCGCGCGAGCGGCUCAGGGAGAAGGCAGAGUGGGUCCUUGGGUCGCGCAAGGGCGGGAAAGCGGCCGCAGGUGCAGAUGGCAGUCACGAAAGGACUUCUCGGGUACAAGAGGUGCUCGAACGAGGGGGAAAGGCGGAGGGAUACGCCAGCAGGACGAGCGGACCUGCCUCAAAUCUCUCACCGCUCGCCGUCUCUCCGCUCCCAGUCUCCUCCGUCGCCCAGCCACGCACCGUCCGCUCAAUCCGCACCUCUCUAACCCGCCCGCGCUCCAUUUCGACCUCAACAACCACCUCCCUCGCCUCUAUCACCUCCGACGCCGAAUCCGAGACGGCAGAAGACGCCGCGGUCUUCUCGACGCUCGUGGCGGCGUUCCCGCGUCCUCCAGCCAUACGUGUCGAAGCAGCGAAGGAGAAAGUGACGAAGCUAGGGCUGGGCGCGCUGGCGGAGUCGCCCUUGCCGAGUCCGCCUUUGUCGGCGGCGAGUACGGUCAAGGGCGGGGAUGGCUUCUCGCGCGGGAUGGAGGCGCCAAGGCCGAGGAAGGAGCGCCUUGGGCAGGCUUUCGAGUUGCGGGAGAAGCAGGAGCCCGCGCGACGUCCUGGACCACCGACAAUUCCUCUUCCCCCUAUCCCACCCUCUCCAUCACCUUCUCUCCGCCCACCACGCUCAUCCUCCAUCGCCUCCUCACUUACACCUCCGCUCUCCCCUGCUCCUACCGCCUCCUCCUCCUCCUCCCCCUCCCCUCGCAAGCCCUCAACAAACAAACCCCUCCCUCCUCUCCCACCACCACCCCUCGCCCUCCCUCCUAUACCUUCCCGCGAAGAGCGAGAGCGAGAACGAGAUGUGCAGCAUCUGUUGGAGCGAUUCGCUUGGCCUGAGUCGCCUUCUCGCGUUCGGGGGGUGGGGCGGACAGCUGGUUCAGAAGAGUCGGACGAGUCGGCUGUUGAUGCGCGGUUCGGACGUGGGACGAGCAGGACGACUUCCAUUUCGACCGACGAUUCAGAAUCGGAUUCGGACGAGAGUCUCAGGAUGGAGAACAUCACGGCCGAACUCUCCUCACUUAUCGACUCUUUCCGUCCUUCCGCCGAGCAGACGCCGGAAACUUCUCGACCGGCAUCAACUUCGCCUGCUCGCGCGAGGGAGAAGGCACAAGGUGAGAGGAAGGCCAGUCUGGCGAGUAGUGUGGUCAGUCGAAUUAGUAGGGGGAGUAGGGCGAGUAGUGCGUGGAGUAGCUCGGGUGGGUCGAGGGCCGGACAGCAGGAGAACACGACGGGCGGGUACAGGGCCUACAAACUCGCCCGCGAACCCUCGACCACCCUCCUCCCCUCCCUCUCCUCCUCUCGCCUGAAUCGCACACACUCAUCCUCAUCCCUCGCCUCCUCCACCUCCUCAUCCGCCUCCUCCGACUCGGAAGAACUCUUCGACCUCAGUCUUGAUUCGCCCCCACUCGAACGCGAGAGGGAGAGAGGGUGGAGUUGGGUCUCGGCGGCGAGGAGGAAGAGUUCGGCUACUAGUGUUGAGACGGAUGGAAGUCUCGGUUCAGGGAUUGGAGCGGGAGUGGGCGGGAGAGUCGGGACGAGGACGAAGAAGGCGAGUGAGGGAGAUGUGGAGGAUGAGAAGGAGGUCUUGCGACAGAGUCUCGAAUUGGCAAACCCGCAAGACGCAGCGCUCGACGUUUCGCCUAUCCCGCCCACUCGUCUCCGUACGCUUCACACCGCCAAGUCGACUCCCUCCCUUCGACGCCCCUCGACUCUCCGCCCGCCUUCGAUGGUCCGCCGUCAUUCGGACUGGGACAUCGACCGCAUCAACGAGGAGGGGCAGAAGCCUAUCAUCAAGGAGGACGCGCAAACCGCGCAGGUCGAGGACAAGUCAAAGGGCCUCCGACCGCUCUUUACGGCGUCGGCUGCGACGUCGCCAAGUCGUCUCCCGUCGCCAACGACCGGGCGGACUCGCUUGCCUACCGCACCGACGAAAGACACGCGGACACCAUCCAUCUCGCCUGUCAAGACUCGCCCGCUCCUUACCUCGACGAAUCGUUCGAUGCUCCGCCCUCCGACUGUACGCGCGAACACCUCGCCUACUCUUCCUACUCGCACAGCUCCUCGCCCAUCGCUUCUUGCGAAGAGGCCACCAAAUCUUCCGCUGCCAGCCACGACUUCAGCGCUUCCUCGACCGAGCGCCUCUCGCCUCCCUCUCUUCGGCUCGUCUACCGCCUCAAGCAUCCCCCAGACGGCGCAGAAAGGCCUAAGGCGACUGUCCUCCCUCGGUACUCUCGCCUACAUCCCUUCCUCCUAG
Molecule: messenger RNA, 2349 nt
Organism: Rhodotorula toruloides NP11
Lineage: Eukaryota; Fungi; Basidiomycota; Microbotryomycetes; Sporidiobolales; Sporidiobolaceae
Exons: 3
Coding region: 1-2349 (782 amino acids)
Source: RefSeq, a predicted model, not a curated record